CAACACAUCAUCUGAUCCACGGGCCACGGCAGAUGCUCCACCUCCGACGUAACCAGCGGCCCUCACGUCACACCCAUCAACGCCACUGUUUUCUAACUCGGCGCACAUUCGCGUCCUUUAAGAAAGUCACACUCCUUUAUCUGCGGUCACUCGGAGAAGUUUCCCUCGAGCGCGCGACCCACGAGCAUCGCCGGCGUAAUGGAGCUGACGGCAGCUUUCGUGAAGUUUCAGCUGGCUCACCUGCACCAUUUGUUUGCUCUGGUCUGUAUUGUCGUCGUCGUUUACAAGUUGAGCACACUGCUUGCGAAGAGAGCGAGGACGCUGCGGGUCACUGAGGCUUUCCCAGGACCACCGAGACACUGGCUCUUUGGGAAUUUGCUGCAGGUCAGUCACUCGCGUGCUCGCGGUUACGUAGCAACGACUGAAACUCCGUGUAACAUAAACCUCAAUACGACGAGUCUAUGUUUACAGAGGUGAUAUUUGACUACUCUUUAAGUACCAUUGUAUCCCUAAAACACUAUCGCUAAAGUUAGUAACACAAUCACUAUAACAGGGUGAUUUUUACCUGAAAUAAUAUACCCAAGAAAAAGUACAUGUCAUCAAAAAUUCAUCAAAAUAGGACAAUUUAUGACAAAUUAAAGUAGUUUUCUCUUAUUUCUAACUGUGCAAUGUCCAAAGAAAGGGAGGGACCAUGUAAAAAUGCAACAAAAUAACUGAAAUUAGGCAAUCAUGAACAAAAAAUUAAAAUAAUAAUAAUAGUAAUAAAUAAUAAUAAUAAAAUAAAAAAAAAUGAAACUGUAAAUUUAGUGUCUUUUCCACCCAUUCCUGGGGCAUGUGAGACUCAGGGUCCUUGGCACAAUAACAGCUGCAGGAGAGAAAACCAAAAUAUGUCAUAUUUUGAGUGAGUAAAAAUGACCAGUUGACUAAAAUAUUUCUUAUCACCAUAUGAAUUCCUUUGAAAAUCACUACUUUAUGAUAGUUAUUCACAACCACUGUGCUAAAUAAAGAUAGCAUGCAAAUUCCAGGACCAUUAAAUCCACCCAAACCUACUUACCCUCUAUCACUAUUGCUGGGCGAAAAUUAGGUUUUAGAUCAGGGAAACAAAUAUGCCUUCAAAGAUGUCAAAGGCAAUGCUGAAGCUACUCAGAGACCCAUGAUACUCAGACAAACGCAACAUAAUGAAAAUCAUGUAAACAUGUUUGGUCGGGUGAAAAUCACCCAGUGAUAGUGUUCUAGGGUUAAGGUACAUGUGCCUCUUAAAUGCUGAUGUAUUUUUUUGUUGUAGGCAUUUAAUUACCUGACAACUUAAUUGAUAGGUGAUACAUUUCAAACAUGAGUAAUGUAGGUAGGCUAUAAAAAACAUGCAAAAACUCAUACUAACAAUAUAGCCUUACUAAAGCAAAGCAGAUGGAGAAAAUGUUAAAUUUACCUCCACUUUUCUCAGUUUUGCUUGAUAAAAUGUUAAUGUUAAUGUAAAAAUGUUAAUUUAAAGAUAACUUUGCAUUAUACUUUAUCAAAUGUUUGUAUAAACCAAUUCAAAUUUGGCCACCUUAGAUUGUCAUGUAGGUUAAUUGACAUCACUCUUGUAAUUAAUGUGAAAAUUAAGGAAUAAUCAAGUAUAAAGACUGCAGGAUUUAGAGGUGUAACUCCAAUGUCUUGUGUUUAUUUUGAUCACUUUUUGAUCAUUUUUCUUUCAGUUCAAAGAAGGAAAGGAGUUUGAGAACAUCUUGAAAUGGUCCCAGGAUUACCCGUAUAUUUUCCCUGUGUGGUUCGGUCCCUUUGUCUGCUCAUUCACCAUUAACCAUCCGGAUUAUGUAAAAACCAUCCUGUCCUCUUCAGGUGAGAGGGGGAUCAGUUUCUUAUCUGAUGUGAUACAGUAUGUUCACUACAUGGCUUUAUAUCAUGUAAUGAUUGACUAUAUCUUUAUAAUCAAAAGUAAACAACUUAACCUUUCUGAAUUUGUUCUCUAACAGAGCCAAAGGAUGAUUUUGCAUAUAAAUUUAUUCAGUCUUGGAUUGGUAAGACACCCAUGCCUCUCUCCUGCAGAUUAUUACAGCAUAUUGCAGAGCUGUCAGUAUUGCUGAGCUGUUAACUCAUACAUGUCUGAUUUUGUUAUUUUCUCAGGGGACGGGCUGUUAACAUCAAAAGGUCAAAAGUGGUUUCGGCACAGGAGACUCUUAACUCCAGGUUUCCAUUAUGAUGUCCUGAAGCCUUAUGUAAAACUGAUGUCAGAUUCUGUCAAGACUAUGUUGGUAUGUAAAAAGGCUUUUGACUCCAAUCAGAGUGUAUUAUCAUUUCACACAACCCACGAUAAAUUUGUCUUGAAAAAUAUUUGAUGGCUGUUUUGGCGCAGCUGCUUGUGAGCUGGUUGGAGUUUCCAUCUCCUGCAGUGACCUCACAUCUGUUCAUCCGUUCUCUCGCAGGACAAGUGGGAGCGUUACGCAACCACCGACGAGCCAGUCGAACUAUUCGAACAUGUGAGCCUUAUGACACUGGACAGCAUUUUGAAGUGUGCCUUCAGUUACGACAACAAUUGUCAACUUGAGAGGUAACGUCCUGCUGAGUUUUUUCCCUGCCUGUAUGUCAGGUUGGUUUAAUUGUCAUAAGGCCAAGCGUAUCCUAAAUGUGCUUGCACUGUUGCAUUUUUAUCAUUUCAGUGGGAAAAAUGAAUACAUCAAAGCUGUGUACGAUCUCAGUGUACUGGUAAACAAGCGUGCCCGGAACUUUCUAUUACACAACAACUUCGCUUUCUACUUGAGCCCAGUUGGCUACAGAUUCAGAAAAGCAUGCAAGGUGGCUCAUGAUCACACAGGUAUGACGUCAAAUGACAACCUGGCAUCCUUAUACACUGAAUUUUCAUAUAUGUCUCUUUGUACACAUUUUAUUCAUUAUUUUGUGCUUUAAAGCUAACGUCAUAAAAAAGAGGAAAGAAGCACUGAAGAAUGUGAAGGAUUUGGAGAGCAUUAAGAAAAAAAGACACCUGGACUUUCUGGACAUCCUCCUCCAAUCAAGAGUAUGUUAUUUUCUAUUUUCCUAACCGCACUUGUAUACAAAUAGUAGCACUCAGUAGUACUUACAUGCUACUACAUGUGAAAGUUAAAGGUGAACAUAAAACUCUCUGACGACAGCGAAGGAAAACAGACAGGUAUGAAAUGAUAAGAACUGUGAACAAGGGAGGAAAAGUCAUGUAUGAAGGUUGAGAUCAUGUUACUUUUUCAGGAAUAAUUGACAAAUAUUAUGAAAAAGCAGCAAAUUCUGAAUAUAGCAAAAAGCAGCCGUCCAGAAUAUCAAUUACGAGUGAUACAAAGACAACAGUCAAGCUUUUUGUUUCCCUACGAGGCAGCCAUUAGCAGCCGCCCAGAGACUGAAACUUCAGGUCUUUGUGCAGAGUUGUAUCAGGACUUUCCAGGAUCCUUGUUUCUGUAAUUAUGUCAGAGUUGGCCUCAACUUUCAUUCUCUAAAAACGAGUUUGUUCACCUUUUGUAUUCGCUUGCCAGACAGGAGGUGAUGUAAUCUGUCAUCAGAUUUUCACCUGAAAGAACAGAUACGCGUGCUUCUGGUCAGAGAUUGAAGAUAGAGACUCUGGCAAAGGUCUUUUGGCAAAGGCGAAAUUUCUCACCAAUUACAUCAAUAUAGAUAUUUUUAAAAAUCUAAAUUCAUUUUAUGUUUUUCAACUUUUAGAAAAUCCUUAGGCUUAGAAACAGACAUAAACUGCUGCCAUGGAAAUAUUCUCAAUAACACACAAACAAACGCUUACCAGGUACCUGCCAUACCUUUAUUUGUUUCCUGGUUUAACCUGUUUCUCAUUGAAAAUCCCGGUUCUUUUCUCUCUAUCUACUUCAUCUUUGACCUUGUUAAGACAAAUGAGUGAUCCAUGUCUCUAAUAUGUAGGUCAACACAGACUGCCAUCAUAUUUUUGGGGUCUUUAAUACUCUUCUAUUAUGAUUUUGUUGUUGAAUAUAGUAGUAUCUUUUAGAAUAACUUUGAAUGUGGUGAAAUGUGACAAUACAUUUAAAGCUCCUGUAAGGAACGUUCUGUUUGUGAUGGUCUGUGCUUAUCUUUAUCCUCUACAUGCUUAAGUAGUGUCUCUUGAAAAAAGCCUCAUCCCUAAACUUUGACAGUCAUAUUUUUCAUUUGUUGUGGAUAUUUUAUUUGGAAACUGUCUCAUCAGCUGCUCAUCUGGCACCUGCCCCCUUACACCGUGUCAGAAAUUAAAAUGACAGCAUAUAAAUUAUUAAACAAGUCCGUGAUGUUUGCUUUUGGAUCUCCUUAAAAGGCAUCAAUAUGAAUUUCAGUCAUUUUCAGAAAUGUAAAAAAAAACUCCUUAUAGGAGCUUUAAAUAGAUUCAUAUCUUUAUAUUUCUGUCUUCUCUCAGGAUGAAAACAAGCAGGGUUUAUCAGAUGAAGACAUGCGGGCAGAGGUGGACACCUUCAUGUUUGAGGGUCACGACACCACAGCGAGUGGCCUCUCUUUCAUCCUCUAUUGUCUGGCCUGCCACCCUGAACACCAGAAGCUGUGCAGAGAGGAGAUCAACCAAGUCCUGGAUGGCAAAGACACCAUGGAGUGGUAGGCAAAAAAAAAAUCACAGCAGCUGUUUCAAAGGAUCACUGCACCAUUAAGAUAAUAUUCACAUUUCACACUUUCUGUCUGUCGUGUUUCAAGGGAGGAUCUCAGUAAAAUCCCAUACACUACAAUGUGCAUAAAGGAGUCUCUCCGGAUGUACCCUCCCGUACCUGGAAUGUCCAGAAAGCUCACCAAACCCAUCACCUUCUUUGAUGGGAGGACUUUGCCAGCAGGUUCGUAGUAAAGUUUUUGGCGAUAAGAGUAAGCUGUUGCGAACGUAACAACUUGUUCUCUCCUGGUAAAAGUUGAAACAUUAACUUGCUUUGGCAACUGGUUUUCCAUCAUCAACAUAUAGCUUUAGUUACUGCGUUAUAUAACAUAAAUCACUUAUCUCACCUUUAACCUACACGCUGCCCUUUUGUUUUUACAUAGGAGUUGAUAGCUGAUAAAUGGUAGAAAACAUUUCAGUCUAUAAUUUCUGGCAGUAAUUUUCAUUUUACUAAAAUAUUCAUCCUUGCAGUAAGGAAAAGAUUCCACAUUUUCUGUUUAAAGUUUUCUGAAACACUUUGGUUUUGACCAGUUCAGGCGUGAUGAAUAGUCAAUGACUGAUCUGCUAACAGGUGUCUGCAUGCUCAGGGGUUAAAUUUUAAGUGGCAAUAAUGUUUUACCCUCUAACAUAUUAACCUCAGGCAUGUUUGCAUUUGUGCACAUUGUAUUUGGUCCGUCAUUGGGUAACCUAAAAAGAUAUUGUCUUUUUGCAGGAACCCAAGUGGGAACAAGUGUGUUUGGGAUCCACAGGAAUCCAACAGUCUGGGAAAACCCUGAUGUAAGUCAGUAUGAUUUCAUUCUUAAAAACCCUCAGUGAAAUAAAAGCUUUUUUCCAGCUGUCCGCUCUGUGUGCGUUGAACAUCAUCAGAAUAAUAGGUAAAGGAUUUGAAGCCUUCUCUUUGCUGUGAGAAUAAACCCCACACUUUCUCCCACCUUGACUUCACACAGGUGUUUGACCCACUGCGUUUCCUACCUGAGAAUGUCUCCAAGAGGUCGCCUCAUGCCUUUGUGCCUUUCUCUGCUGGACCAAGGUUUGUCCUCACCUGACACCAUGUGAUUGGGUCACUGAGAACCAGUGACUGUCAUUUACAACUUCUUGCUGUCUAUCUAUUUAUCUGCAGAGGUCUGCAGUAUGUAGAUGGUUAACCCAAACACAAUAAAAAACUUGGUUGGGUUUUAUCUGUGGCUGACAUAAGCAAAGAAACAAACAGUUUGACCUGGGAAUGACCCAAUUACUGCAUGACCAUUUGGGCUCUCAGAACAGUGUUUUAAAACUAUGAAAAGAUACAGUCUUUGCACAGCAGAUUCAGAUAUUUUUAACACCACAGGGAGAAUAUAAAAAAAGAGAGUUAUUAAAUCAAUCUAUCAAUUUCAGAUUUACUCACACAUUUGGUUAAAAGCUGUAUAACACUGCAAAUAAAUCCUGUUUUGGCUCUUUAUAAUUCAGUCUUUGUUUUAGCACAUGAUUUAGACAUUAUAUUGUUGACUUUACAACACAAAAGUCCUGCAGUAAUCUUAUUGUUGGUGAAUGCUUCAUGUUUGUGAGUUGCACAUGUUGCUGGUAUAAACUGUCCAGAAAAAAAUCCUCGAAGUUCUUCUGCAGGGCUUUAACGGGUUACCUCAGUGCACAUCCAGAACUGAUUAUGAUAUCACGGCGCCUGCUUACCUGGCUUUGAUUUCAGCCCCAUAAAACAAAGAAUUAUAUUCAGCGCUCUUAUCAUGUUACCGUUUAUAUUCCUUGUCAUAUUACGUAAUGAUGAAAUAUUUUCCACUCCGCAGGAACUGCAUCGGUCAGAACUUUGCCAUGAAUGAGAUAAAAGUGGCCACAGCCCUGGCUCUGAAAAGAUACCAUCUGAUCGAGGACCCCACCAGAAAACCCAAGAUCCUUCCCAGACUGGUGCUCCGCUCUCUUAAUGGCAUCUACAUCAGGAUCAAACCCGUAGAGCCAGAAGUGUGAAGGAAAAUAGUGUAAAAAUGGAAAAUACUGUACAUGAAUCAGAGAGUGAAUUUUUUAGACGCUAGUAAAAUUACUUAUAUUUUAUGGAGCUUUACACUGAUAUAGAGUUACUAAAAAAAAUGUCAGAAAUGAAGUGAAAAAUAUGACGCCGUUGCUUUAAAAAUCAUGUUCUCAUACUCGAGCAGAUCUUGAUAUUGCACUUUAUUUUCAGAAAGGGAAUCUUCGCUCAAGUAUCUUUGCAUGUAAUAAAUAAAUCUUGUUAAAUUUUACA
This is a messenger RNA of Xyrichtys novacula (pearly razorfish), 6839 nucleotides long. NCBI's taxonomy places the organism in Eukaryota, Metazoa, Chordata, Actinopteri, Labriformes, Labridae. The record is from the annotation of a GenBank genome assembly.